AAAACGCGGUCCAUUUGUCCCAAUAUAACCCCUCACCUUCCUACUAGGGUUCCAUGUCUCAAUUUCUUCCAUAAUUCCCAAAUUUUCUCAUUUCUUCAAAUUUUCUCUUUUUCCUUUCAGAUUCUUAACUUUCAAUCUUCAAUUCUUUUUCUCUCCUUGAUUUUUGAGUUUGUUUGAUUCGAAGAAAUUUAUGUUUUAGGGUUUCUGAUUAGAAAUUCAACAUUUUAGAAUUUUGUAAUUGAAGGUAGAAAGUUUCGAAAUCGGUGAGAGUUUAUUGUAAGAAUGCCAGCGACGGACUAUCAAAGUUCGUCUCCUUCAUCGUUAACGCAGUUUGGUCGUUCAAUUCUAAGCUUUCGUCGUGAACAGGUUCAUUCAAUGGAAGGGUCAACCUUAGAGACUGAACUUGAUUCUUUUCAGGAACAUGUUGCUGAUCGUUUCCUUGAUCUAUCUUCUGUUGUUCAAGAUGAUUUGCUUUCAUUGAAAUGGAUUGGGAAGCUUCUGGAUUGUUUUCUGGUUUGUCAGGAGGAGUUCAAAGCGAUCCUUCAUAGCCAUAAGGGACAGGCUUCGAAACCGCCGUUGGAUCGAAUGGUGUCGGAUUAUUUUGAACGGAGUGUUAAGGCUUUGGAUGUUUGUAAUGCUAUUCGUGAUGGGGUUGAACAGAUUCGGCUUUGGCAGAAGCUGUUGGAGAUUGUUCUUUAUGCAUUGGAUCAUGAAAGAAGUAUUGGUGAAGGGCAGUUUCGGAGAGCGAAGAAAGCGCUGAUUGAUUUGUCUAUUAGUAUGCUUGAUGAUAAUAAGGAUUCUAAUGGUUCUGUUGCGCAGAGAAAUCGAUCUUUCGGGCGGAACAAUGGUGGUAGAGAUAAAGAUCACAGCCAUGGGAAUAGUCAUGGGAAUAACAACUAUCAACAUCGGUCUUUGGGGCAUUUUAGAUCACUUUCAUGGAGUGUUUCUCGGACUUGGUCUGCUGCUAGACAACUCCAAGCGAUUGGGAAUAACAUUAAUCCUCCGAAAGCGAAUGAUCUUAUUGCGACAAAUGGUCUUGCAAUGUCAGUGUAUGUUAUGAAUUCAGUCUUGUUGUUUGUUAUGUGGGCUCUUGUGGCUGCAAUUCCUUGUCAAGACCGUGGAUUGCACGUGCAUUUCACCAUUCCAAGGAGCUACACUUGGGCUAUUCCGUUGCUCGCGCUGCACGAUAGGAUCUUGGAGGAGUCCAAGAAGCGUGAAAGGAAGAAUGCUUGUGGCUUGCUUAGAGAGAUUCAACAGAUUGAGAAAUGUGUUAGACAGAUGAGUGAAUUGGCUGAUUCUGCGCAGUUUCCGUUAACGGAGGAGAAGGAAGUGGAAGUUAGGCAGAGAGUUCAAGAGGUGUCAAAGGUUUGUGAUGCUUUGAAAGAUGGUCUCAACCCAUUGGAGCGCCAAGUGAGGGAAGUUUUCCAUAGAAUUGUGCGGAGCCGAACCGAAGGGCUUGACUCUUUUGGUAGUAGGCCAAACAAUGCUGAGUAACUUGUGAUGAUAACAUUAAAGUUUGAUUUUUCUUUCAUAGAAAUAGGUAACUACAAAAGGAGCAAGGGAUUGUAUAGGGAGAUUGUUGAUUUGAAUUGAACUUUAUUCCAAGAAUUAAGUGGUAAGGGAAAGGGUUCUUGUACUUAAAAAAUCAUGUGAAAUACUGUUUGCUUUUUUCUCCCCUCUUGUUAUUUUCUUGAGAUUUUCAUUUGUAGAACCAAUCUUCUCAUAUUGCUUGCCGCAUCCUCAUUGUAGCUGAUUUUGUUUAUGAAUAAUUAUUUGAUAAA
Molecule: messenger RNA, 1781 nt
Organism: Lathyrus oleraceus (garden pea)
Lineage: Eukaryota; Viridiplantae; Streptophyta; Magnoliopsida; Fabales; Fabaceae
Product: protein ROH1
Exons: 1
Coding region: 283-1494 (403 amino acids)
Source: RefSeq, a predicted model, not a curated record